CUUGAAUCAUCCCCAAAAUAAAAAUAUUUUCUUGAUGCGUCUGUUAUUGAAUCUCAUUCAAAACCCUAAUUUCAUUUCUUGUAGAUUCGAUCUUGCUACUAAACCCUAUACUCGAUCUUACUCUGGUAGUAUAAGCUUAUUAUUAUCAUCAUCAUCCGAUAAUAAUAAUAAUAAUAACUACUACCAGAACUAUUUUAACUAUAAGAAAUCACAUAAUAAUAAUAAUAAUAAUAAUCGAAACAAGAAAUUAUUAUCAUUCUCGACAUCGUCGUCGUCGUCGUCGUCGUCGAGAUUGGAUAAUAUGGGUGUUGUAACUAAAACAAGUGAAGAUGAAGGAACAGCCAAAAAAAUUUGGAAUAAAUAUAAGAAAGAAUCUGUUUAUGCCAUGUAUACACCAUUUGUUGUUUGUUUAACUUCUGGAGAUUUGGAUUUGAAAACUUUUCAUCAUUAUAUUGCUCAAGAUGCUUACUUCCUUAAAGCUUUUUCACAAGCUUAUGAGUUAGCGGAAGAAUGUGCAGAUGAUGAUGAUGCUAAAGCCGCGAUCUUAGAGUUGAGAAAUAAAGUGGUUCACGAACUUCAAAUGCACGAAUCCUAUGUUCGAGAAUGGGGUUUUAAUCCUGCAGAAGAGAUUGCUCCCAACUCUGCAACGGUGAAAUACACUGAGUUCUUAUUAGCAACAGCAUCUGGUAAAGUUGAAGGAGAGAAAAGUCUUGGUAAAAUUGCAACUCCAUUUGAGAAGACGAAAAUUGCUGCUUAUGCGCUUGGUGCUAUGACACCUUGUAUGAGGCUCUAUGCAUUUCUAGGGAAGGAGAUCCGGGAACUAGUCAGUCCUGGUGAAGUCAAUCACCCUUAUAAGAAGUGGAUUGAUACCUACUCCUCUGAUGAUUUUGAGGCUGAUGCUUUGCAAACUGAGGAAUUGCUUGAUAAAUUAAGCAUUUCUUUAACCGGUGAAGAACUUGAAGUCAUGGAAAAGCUUUAUCAUCAAGCUAUGAACCUUGAAAUAGACUUUUUUGAUGCGCAACCAGUUACUCAGCAAAUUCUCAUCCCAUUAUCCAAAAUGAUUGACCCUAAUGAGGAGCGUCUCAUGCUAUUUACUGAUUUUGAUUUGACAUGCACGGUUGUGGAUUCCUCUGCCAUUCUAGCAGAGAUAGCUAAAUUAACUGCACCAAAAGCUGAUCAGCAGCAGCAGCAGCAGGAUGAGGAUGGAAAUACACUUUCUCGGAUGUCAUCAACUGACCUGAGGAAGACUUGGGAUGAACUUUCUGGGAGAUAUACUGAGGAGUAUGAACAAUGCAUAGAAAGCAUUUUGACCCGUGAGAAAGCUGUGGGUUUGGAUAUUGAUGGUCUACGCAAUGCUCUUGAGCAGUUGUCUGAGUUUGAGAAACGGGCAAAUGUAAGAGUGAUUGAGUCAGGCGUAUUAAAGGGUAUAAGCUUGGAUGACAUUAAACGAGCUGGCGAGCAUAUGAUACUCCAAGAUGGUUGUAUAAAUUUACUUCAGAAGGUGUUAGCGAAUGACGGGUUGAAUGCAUCUGUCCAUGUACUUUCAUAUUGUUGGUGUUCAGAUCUCAUGAGAGCAGCUUUUUCACCAGGGGGUCUAGACAGCUUGUUGGAUAUACAAGCAAAUGAGUUUGCUUACGAAGAUGGGGUUUCUACGGGAGAAAUUCUUAGGGAAGUGCAGUCUCCUAUAGACAAAGUUGCAUAUUUCAAGCAAAUAUUUCAGCAGAACGAAAAUGAAAAUGGCAAGCUGAAUGUGACUGUUUAUAUUGGUGACUCAGUGGGCGACUUGCUAUGCCUGCUUGAAGCUGAUAUCGGAAUUGUAAUCGGAUCAAGUGAAAGCCUAAGAAAGGUAGGAAGUCACUAUGGUGUCAAGUUUGUUCCUCUCUUCCCUGGCGUCGUGAAUAAGCAGAAGGAAUUCGUCAAAAGCAAUUUAUCAUCUGGCUGGGAGGGUCUAUCUGGAGUUCUGUACACAGCCUCUAGUUGGGCUGAAAUACAUGCACUCAUUCUGGGUCAUCAAUAGUAGAAAAAUAUGAUUGUCUUUGGUAUUUGUUUUUAUUGUAUUCUGUUGGGAAGUUGGCAUUAUGUUGAACAAAACUAUGAAGGCUUCAACACAACAGGGGGAAGCACUCCCACCAAGGUCGUUAUACAAAAGACCCUAGUUAGCAAUCACUCGAUUGUUUGCGGAUUAUUGCCUAUUGCCUCUUUUCAGUAUUAAACACGCGUCCAGUUGAAAUGUAUGUAAUAAGACGCAUAUUUUUGAAACAGAAAAUGUUAUUAUACACGAUCUGCCGAAUUGGAUUAAAAUUUUGGGGGCA
Messenger RNA from Papaver somniferum (opium poppy), 2312 nucleotides. Its product is annotated as bifunctional TH2 protein, mitochondrial-like. The transcript is spliced from 6 exons. Lineage: Eukaryota; Viridiplantae; Streptophyta; Magnoliopsida; Ranunculales; Papaveraceae. The coding region runs from base 35 to 2017 and encodes 660 amino acids. The record is from RefSeq and is a predicted model, not a curated record. Gene Ontology annotation, cellular component: cytosol.